This is a messenger RNA of Python bivittatus (Burmese python), 2868 nucleotides long. RefSeq names its product transmembrane protein 39A (gene TMEM39A). Gene Ontology annotation, cellular component: endoplasmic reticulum membrane. The record is from RefSeq and is a predicted model, not a curated record. Gene Ontology annotation, biological process: negative regulation of autophagosome assembly; negative regulation of autophagosome maturation. Lineage: Eukaryota; Metazoa; Chordata; Lepidosauria; Squamata; Pythonidae.
GUGUAUAACCGGGACACCCCAGUGUAGUCAAGCACGGUCCUGUGGCUUGGAGUAGUGGAGGCCGCUGUCGCGCUUUGCUUCUGUCUUUGUUGCUCGGCUAAGAGAGAAUUGUGCUUUUUCCUGUUGCCCCUUUCUUCCGUCGCGUUGGGUUAGUUAACAGUUGCUGUAUUCCGUUAUUGGCCUUCCCACUUUCUUCUUCAGGGCUUUUCCAUUCCACAAACAUUUUAGGAUCUUCCUUGCUAUUUUUCUCCUCUUGUUUUUCGUUUGCUCUCGUUCAAACAACUUUUUUUUAUUGAGAAGAAUGAAAUACUCCUAUAGGAAGUAGACCGUCUUACCUAGAAACAUCUAGCCGAGCUUACCUGAUCUCAGACAGCUAAGGUCGAACCUGAUCAGUACUUGGAUGGACGACCUCCUGGGAAGUCUAGGGCUGCGGGCUAAAUUAGGACAUUGGAAAAAACAUCCUGGAAGAAGACAAUGGCAAACCACUUCUGUGAUGUUAUCAGGGUCUUAAAGAAUUGGGAAAUCUUUCACAUUGUUACAUAAGUAUCAGGGCAAAAGCUGCCAGAGGUGGAAGAGGUGGAUUGCUUCCUGGUCAUGCCCGGUGGAAGGAGGGGACCCAGCCGGCAGCAACUAAGCCGUUCAGCCUUGCCUUCUCUUCAGACAUUGGUUGGUGGGAACUGCGGCAACGGCACUGGUCUGAGAAAUAGGAAUGGUAGUGCUCUCAGCCUCUCUGCUCCUCCUAUUACUGCCCUGAUUACUCCUGAGCCUGUGAGACACUGCCGAAUCCCAGAGCUCCCUGUGGAUGGAAACCUUCUGUUUGAGUUCCUCUUUUUCAUCUACUUGUUGGUGUCUCUCUUCAUUCAAUAUAUUAAUAUUUACAAGACCGUCUGGUGGUAUCCAUAUAACCACCCUGCCUCCUGUACAUCACUGAACUUUCACCUCAUUGAUUACCACUUGGCUGCAUUCAUCACAGUGAUGUUGGCACGGAGGCUAGUAUGGGCCCUCAUCUCUGAGGCCUCGCAAGUGGGAACUUCAAUGAUUCACGAUAUGGCAUUGAUUCUGGCACGCCUAGUUCUACUCACUCUUUGUGUAUGGGUGCUCUGCUGGACUCUGGUCAACCUCUUCCGUAGCCAUUCGGUCCUCAAUCUCCUUUUUCUUGGCUACCCGUUUGGUGUCUAUGUUCCAUUGUGCUGCUUCCACCAAGAUAGUAGAACCCAGCCUCUUUCAACAGACUGCAGCUAUUUAGUGCAGGAUCAACUAGUGGAUGAUGGUGCCUCAGGGGUUGGCAGUCUUGUGAAGCCCAAAGAUUUGUUUUCUCUCCUGAGAGAAUCUGUCAAAGAACAGUUCAACCCUUCUAUGACCACUCCAACACAUAGCUGUCCCUUGUCCCCAGAUCUCAUUCGCAAUGAAGUGGAGGGCCUCAAAGCAGACUUCAACCGCCGAAUCAAGGAAGUUCUGUUCAAUUCCCUCUUCAGUGCCUACUAUGUGGCAUUUCUGCCACUGUGCUUUGUGAAGAGCACUCAGUAUUAUGAUAUGCGCUGGUCAUGUGAGCACCUCAUCAUGGUUUGGAUCAAUGCUUUUGUCAUGCUAACCACACAACUGCUUCCUCCCAAGUAUUGUGACUUGCUACACAGAUCAGCUGCUCACUUGGGCAAGUGGCAGAAGCUGGAACAUGGUUCAUAUAGUAAUGCCCCUCAACACAUCUGGUCUGAGAGCACAAUAUGGCCACAAGGGGUGCUGGUACGGCAUAGUCGAUGCUUAUAUAAAGCAGUGGGACCUUAUAAUGUAGCAGUACCUUCAGAUGUCUCCCACGCUCGUUUUUAUUUCCUCUUCCACCAUCCAUUACGGCUCCUCAAUCUACUGAUUCUCAUAGAAGGCAGUGUGGUCUGUUAUCAACUCUACUCCCUGCUUCGCUCAGAGAAGUGGAACCAUACGCUCUCCAUGGCCCUGAUACUCUUCUGCAACUAUUAUGUCUUAUUUAAACUCCUGAGGGACCGAAUAGUAUUGGGCAAGGCAUACUCUUAUCCACUCAACAGCUAUGGGUUAAAAGCCCAUUAGUCAUCUGAGGAAGGGAAGGAUAUUUUCAUACAGUUAUAUUUUUUCCUUGCAACUGUUUAUAAAUAUUUAAAAAAAUAUUUUAUAUUUUGUAUACUACUGUUUUUUGUGGGGUAGGGAAGGGCCAAGUGGCAAUUAAAUGUCGCUUUAUAAACAAGGUUAUUUUAUAUAAAGACAUCAUUGUGUAUAUACUGUAUAUCAACAUAUAUCUAUGUGAAGCAAGAGCAUUGUAUGUGUGGUCACUCUUAUCUACUGUGCAUGCAGGUUAGCCAUCAUAAAACUGUUAGUUUUAUGUAUAGGACUUACCUAUUUGUUAUACAUCUAGCCAAAGGGUGGCCAUUUCUUACAGCUGUUGUAGACAAGACAUGUGCAACUUCCUGGGUCCCUUUUUAUGGUCACUGAUUUUUUUAAAGAACAUGCCAUCAAAAAACCUUGCCAAAAUUGGUAUUUUUAAAGCAUAAAAAUGGUAAUGGUAUGCUUCAGGUUUUUUUUAAACCUCUCUCACAUAACAGAGCGCUCCAGCACCCUCAGAUUUAAAGAAUAGUUUUCUGAACCCCUUCAAGUAGCAUAAAUAGAGCAAUAAAAUAAAAUAUUAUUCAACAUCACAUGGCGCAGUAGGCAAGAUCAUUUGAUUUUGCACAUUAUUGAACUAUAUUCUCAAACUGCAUGUGAUGUCCAGCUUGCAUGGGAUUCCUCAGUAGGCAAGGAAGGAAGUGAAACUAAUUAAACAUACGUCCUGUAUUGCUAUUUCUAUUUUCUACUGCAUCCUCAAAGGCUGUUUUGCAUUUUAUAUACAAUUGGAAUUUUAAAAGA